Racocetra fulgida is the source of this 541-nucleotide messenger RNA. Lineage: Eukaryota; Fungi; Glomeromycota; Glomeromycetes; Diversisporales; Gigasporaceae. The record is from the annotation of a GenBank genome assembly.
AUGAAUCGGUCUUCAAAGUUUGGAACACCAUGGUCUACUGUCAAAGCUGUGGCUCGUCCUCGUAGACUUUUUCAAAAUUCUGGUGCUAGUCGUCGUGGAAGUGUAGUUAGCAUUUUUUCUCAUCUUAUUUCAAAAACAAAUAACGUGACAAAUAGAUCCAGUAGAAUAGAAUUCCCUUUUACUUUAACUGAUCAAGAAAACCUUCGAAUAGCCGUCCAAGAAUUAGCUAAACAACCUACUCAAAUUCCACAUAUUGAUCAAGUAUCUGAUGUUCCUCCAGAUAACCUUUCUCAACAUGGAAAUAAUUCUUCGAUUAGAAAAAAAGGAAAUAAAAAAUUUUUACCCAGUUUUAGUAAUAUAACUAAUAGUGUUAAUAAUAAAAGUUCCUCAAAUACUCAAAAGAAACAAAAAACUUGUACUCCUCUCCGUCAAGAAUUUCCUAAAUCUCGCCCUACCUUACCUUCUUUGGAUGAUCGAAGAAAAUCGUUUUUAUUACCUCGACACUUAUUUUUCCGUAAAUCUACUGCUGAAAAACUUGAAA